This is a messenger RNA of Lingula anatina, 3132 nucleotides long. RefSeq names its product beta-1,3-glucosyltransferase. Gene Ontology annotation, molecular function: glycosyltransferase activity. Gene Ontology annotation, cellular component: membrane. NCBI's taxonomy places the organism in Eukaryota, Metazoa, Brachiopoda, Lingulata, Lingulida, Lingulidae. The record is from RefSeq and is a predicted model, not a curated record.
CAACAAAUAUGGCUUCUUCACGUGUAGCAGACAGGUUUUCUAUCUUGCUUAUCAUCUUAGGUGUUCUUGUUUCUGACACUGUGUCAGAUUUGGAGGAGGCAGCCUAUCCAACAGAUAUUGGAGAUGUGGCAUUUAUUAUACUCAGCCAGCCUGAAUCUUUCCACAUAUUACGUGCACAAAAAAUUAAGAGCAGCUUAGAAGAACAAGCAAAAAAAUUAAAAUGGGCUGCACCAAGUGUCACUCUCCUCCAUGAACAAUGGCCAGGAAAGACUGGUGCCUGGACAGUGCAGCCACUUCUUACAGACUUGGCAGAAAAAUUUUCAAAAUUCAGAUGGCUAUUUUUUUGUGAAGACCAAACAAGCAUUAAUUUGGCAAAACUUUUGGAGGUGUUAAAAAGAUUUGAUCCCUCAAAGGAACAAUUUCUAGGUAAAGCUCUCAGGGACAGCAUACCAACCAUCAUCCAUCAUUUUGCAUUCCAUGAUAAUCCCAGUAGCUUUGCAUAUCCAGACUUUGCUGCUGGUUUCUUACUCAGUCAGCCGUUAAUCAAGAGUUUAGCUGAAAGGUGGUUGGAGAAAAAAUCUAAAAUGGAUUUUACCAUAGAUCCUAAGCAUGAGCUGGCAAAGUUUAUAUGGGAUGAUGACAGGGGACCAAGGUUGACAGAUAUUCCAGAACUAUGUGCUGGUGAACCAGAUGAAAAGUGUGCUACAAACUGUGAAGUACGCCUGCCUGAUUGUGGGGCUCCUGUUCCAAAAGAAAAAAUAUUUUUUGCAAUAAAAACCUGUGAACAAUAUCAUACAGAAAGAGUACCUGUGGUUCAAAAAACAUGGGGACAAGAUGCUAUGAACAUAGAAUAUUACAGUGAAAAGGAAGAUAGCAGUAUACCGACAAUUGAUUUAGGAGUGCCAAACACUGUCAGAGGUCAUUGCGGCAAAUUUCUUGCCAUACUAAAAAGAGUUCAUAGUAAAGAAAAUUUAUCCAAGAUUCCAUGGUUAGUCGUUGCUGAUGAUGACACCCUACUGAGUGUAAGUAGACUUCAGAGACUUCUAGCUUGCUAUAAUCCAGAGGAAAAGGUUGCCCUGGGAGAGAGGUAUGGCUACGGAACUUCUUCAGGGCUGGGAUAUGAUUAUAUCACUGGCGGCGGUGGAAUGGUGCUAAGCCAGAAAACAGUGAGUGUCCUGUUGGACACCAAGACAGCAUACUGCCCUUCUGAUGAGUCCCCAGAUGACAUGCUGCUGGGAACUUGGCUCAAGAGACUAGAUAUACCAAUAAUUCACAGCCCUCUCUUCCAUCAGGCCAGACCAGAUGACUAUGCUGGGGAUUAUCUUGGUCACCAGGAAGAACCUAUUUCUUUCCAUAAACAUUGGAUGGUAGAUCCAUAUAAAGUAUAUAACCAGUGGUUGAAAGAAAAGGAUAUAGCCAAGGAAAACGAACCUGAAAAACCAAGAAAACCAAAAAUUAUCAUUGAAGACGUCCAUGAUGAGUUGUAAAAGUGUUAGAUGCUCCUCAGUCAUCUCACAACAUUAUUUGCAUCCAAGUCCUUACUAUUCCUACAGUAUAGUUUAAACCUAGCUUAUUCUUACCCUUUGCUAUCAGAGGCUUCUUAAAUAGUGUACAAAAUUAAGGUAUAGGCCCCUGUGGGAAGGUAUACACCCAAUCAGCUUGUCUGCUCUUACGAAACUUCUGGGCCCAAACUUCUCUGCCCGUACCUGCUCCUUGAACGGUGGCUCAGUAGCAGAGGAGGGUGAUUGUUGGAUUGGAUAUUUUCGCUCAGCUUGGCAUAUGGAGUAGGUCUGAAGCCAUGCUAGACAUGCAUUAUGUAACACUGGGAUGUGUGCUUCUCAGCACCUACUGGUAGGUGUGAAAUCACCCUUACUGAAAAACACAAAGGAUAUGUCUGACAAGGAACAGGUUCCCUUGAUCAUGUCAAAUCUCACAGGGUCCGAUACAAUAAUUUUGUAGCAGAGUACAUGCGGACCCUGUGGUUAGAGUAUAGCUUACUCUCUGUGGACAGUGCAGGAUUUUCCCCGUGAAAAACUCCUGCUUACUGAAUUUUCAAGGGGUAAGCAGCAUUAUUUUCCAACGAACCAAUGUGGGAUCCUCCUUUUCUGUCAUUUGUCAUAUCUCUUGUAAUAUAAAAGUGAUCAUUUUUCAAAUGCUGCCACCCCUCCAAGUUUGGAUUCUCAUACUGCCAUUAUUUAUUUCAUUUAUACCCAACAAAUGUGUGCAUUCUUUAUUUCCUAAUCUGCAGAAGUAGAAGUGUGCAAUUUUUUGACAGAUUUAAUGAAUUGAGUAUGUCGCUGUAAAACAGGGUUUUCUGCUAUGUGUGUUCAAUGGAAAAUUAGCUUGAUCAACAGUUCAAGUUGAGUUUUUUCUCAAAACUUGCAAAAUGAGUUUAUAGAAAGCUGCAACUCUUGUUUGUUCAAGUAUAGUGCAGAAGGCUCCCUUGCAGCUUUUGCUUGCAAGCAUCAACGUUACAGACUAAAAUGCUGCUGAUUGCAACUUUCCUUAGAUGAAUUUAAGGGCAGUAUUAAUCCAGAUGAUAAAUUUAGUUGAAAAUUGCAUCAAAUGUGCAAAAAUGUUGUCAAGUUAAUCUAGUGGUUCAAGUACCCUCCAAACCAUUUCCAUCUAUAAAUUCUCUCAAUAGAAUCUCUAGUCUAUUCUAGUCUAGUGUUUUAUUUAUACUAGUGAGUAGUGAUUGUAAUUAUUGUCUUGGUAAAUAUUGUCAUUGCUUUAAUAUUUUUAAGUAAUAUAAUCUGUGCAAUUUCCCUAAUUUUGUCUAGUUAGGGUGCAUUUUAAAACUGCUCAGUAUACAAUUUAAUUGCAUUUGAAUAUGGGAUGACCUUUCUGCAAAAUCAGUCCCACAAAUCCCACUGCUAUAUUGUGCUUAUUUUUGUAGCACAUUAAAGAGGCCAGGUAUAUUGAAUAUCAUUACUGAUGUAGGUCUGACAUGUCUUUUAAACCCCUUUAAACUUACGCAUUUGUGUAUCUUUUCAGAAUUUUGACUAAUUUCUUAUUUUACAUAAUGUAUAUGGCAAUAUCUUUGGUUAAUAUUUUUCUCCAGAAUUCCAUUCAUGCACAGAUAGUGCAGGUGUACAAUGUAAGAGCAAAAGAAGAAAAUUGUAAUAAAAUAUA